CAAAAUAGAGGAGAUCUGAAAGUUGGACGUGGUGGGCGGGGAGAAAACCGGGGGAUGGAGACUAACAACGGGACGGAUAAUACUGGUCUCAAUGUCACUGAGGCGAAUCGCACGACAACACCUGUUUUCAGCAUUGGCUCAGAUUUCAUGACAAAAUGGAGAGUGACACAGCUGCAGAAACAACCGAAGCAGGUCUGCCGGUAUGUAUACGAUCUUCUGAGUGCUGAAUGCACUCAACUCAAUGGCUCUUGGAUUGAUCCAAACGAUCCACGCAUGUUCAGUGGCGAAUACAAUGAACUACUUCCCGAGUGGGCUGCUAGUAAUUUUAGUAAUAUCUCCAAUUCAUCGGGUGUAGAGAAAGCCUGGACUACCGAUGAGAACGCUCCGCCCUUUGAGAUGUGGCAGACGGUGUUGAUAGCCCUAUGUCUUGCAUCAUGCAUUGUCCUGACAAUUGGUGGUAAUAUUUUGGUACUAUUGGCCUUCAUCGUCGACAGAACCAUCAGGCAACCGAGCAACUACUUCAUUGCCUCGUUAGCUGCAACUGACAUGCUUAUCGGCACUGUAUCUAUGCCCUUCUACACCGUCUACGUGCUAAUGGGCUCGUGGGAUCUGGGUCCAUUGCUCUGUGACCUAUGGCUCUCUGUGGAUUACACAGUAUGUCUUGUAUCACAGUACACCGUCCUUUUAAUCACCAUAGAUCGUUUUUGCUCCGUCAAGAUAGCCGCUAAGUAUAGAGGUUGGAGAACCAAGAAUCGUGUGAUAUGGAUGGUUACGAUAACGUGGAUUAUCCCAGCACUUUUAUUUUUUAUCAGUAUAUUCGGUUGGGAGCACUUUGUUGGCUAUAGAAACCUCAAGCCGAAUGAGUGUGCGGUACAGUUCUUGAAGGAUCCAGUAUUCAACACUGCCCUCAUCAUUGGUUACUACUGGACCACCCUUGUGGUCCUCUUCAUCCUUUACGGUGGGAUCUACAAAACUGCGUAUGAUAUGCAGAAGAAGAGUGAAGCAAAGCAGAGGAAAAUGCAGUCGAUGGUGGCGCUGAGUGCCGGUGCCAUGUCAGGAAUGGCUGGUCGAGCUGCUGGGAUUGGAAUCUCGAAGACCCAGAGUACGAUGCUCAGCCAGGACAAGCCUAAGAGUAGUAUUGGAGGUGGGACACUUGGGGCCGAGGGUAACCCUGAAGGUCAGGAAGAUGACAACAAAGACGGGACAGAUACUCUGAACGUGAGAAAGUCCUCGUCACAAUUGUCACAGAGUAAAGACUCUUCUAACAAGCCGACUUCUAAUAAUACCACCCAGUCCGAAAUGGAGAAAUCUGAACGGUCCAGCAGUCCAGCAUUUGAUUCUGAUGAUGAGAGUACAGCAGGUGCAAUUACAUCUUCCCAACAGGCUGCUAACUUGAGGAAAAAGUCCUCAGUGGCAGGGCUGAUGGUACAGGCUGGUGCUCUCCAUGCAUUCGCCACCAACGGGAAGAUGAACGGCAUCGUUCCAGUGAAGGUGGAGAUGAAUCCUCUUAUGAGGAGACCCUCGCCAGCAACACUGGAGCCUUCAGCAGCAAUGAAAACCCACACACUGCCGAAGAUCCAGGAGAACAGUCUCGUUGAGACUGAAAAUCUUCUUGAGCACUCCAUCGAGCUCGACAAGUCCAGCAGCACUUUAACACCAGAGCAGUCCCUUCGGUCCAACGUAGUCGAGGUGAAUCGUUGUAUCGGACUCAUCGAGGAAACACCACCUUCAGAAGUGAAGAACAAAAGCACAUCAUCAAGCAGUCAACAGAUAAUCAUCUCUCCACCAACACAAUUCAGAGGUAGUUCACCAGCAUCAGACAGCCACACAUCAACAGCAUCAUCGACCGACAGACCAAAGUCCCUGUCAACAGGUGGCCCAGGUACGUACGACAUAUUGACUGGUCUGGAUGGUGCAGAUUUGAGAUACAUGGACGAAAGUUCUGUGAUCGUACCAAGUCCAUCCUUCGAAAGUCCACCAUCAUCCUUUUCCUGUAGUCUUGCUAAUCCUUUAUCAACAGCUCCAUCAUCACCAUUACUGGGACACACUGGUACCUCAGCAGCUAACACCAGUUUGCUACAAGCUGCCCUUAUAAGAGCAACACAACAGCAAACUGGUACAAUCCAACCAUCCAAUUAUCCUCAAUUCAUAAAUGCAUCCUGUCAAACUCAUCCACCACGUGUUUUUGCCACACACCAUACCAAUGCCUCAUCACAAACUUCCCCCAUAGUGAGCAAGGUGAACACCGAGGUCACUGUUAAGGAGGAUACCAAACGACAACCAGUUACCACUGUUGUCAAUACACCAAUUGGAUCGUCAAACAGCACAACGACUGAUCUGAAAACGAACAAUCCACCCCAGUUUUCAUCAUCGAGUAGUGCUGCGCCAACUGUUGUUCCGGCAGCUGAUGUAUCCUCGACAACUGAUCCUAAGAGACAGUCGAAGAAGAAGGAGGAUGAACAGGAGGAAGGUGGUGGCUCUAGGAGGGACUUUGUCAAAUCAAUUGGAAAGAGGUUAAAAGCUAAAACAGCUAAGAAAGAUCUGAUGUUUGGUCGACAAAAAUCGAGGACAGAAAACCGUGCACGUAAGGCUUUCCGUACUAUUUCUUUUAUCUUGGGAGCUUUCGUUGCCUGUUGGACACCGUAUCAUGUUAUGGCAUUGGUUGAGGGAUUCUGCACCCAUCGACCAUGUACCAAUGAGCAUCUCUACAUGUUUUCAUACUUUCUCUGCUAUGCCAACAGCCCUAUGAAUCCCUUCUGCUAUGCUUUGGCUAAUCAGCAAUUCAAAAAGACAUUCACAAGAAUACUCAAGGGGGAUUUUCACAUGACGUAAGACAUUAGUUUUAUCCUUUUGUAAUUGAGUGAGCCACACGUCAAAAACAAAUGAAACAUUGAGGGAAAAAUUUAUUAAACACUCUUUUGGCACAAUAAUCAAACGAUAUCGUACAUUGGGAGUAUGGUGUAUGGACAAUAAUUUAGUGAAGUCUUUUUAUUAUUGUAGUUUUGUAGGUAAAUCGUGAGUAAUCUGGUUUCAUUAAGAGCAACAGAACACAAUAUGUUCGAUGAUUCAGCCUGUAAAUAUAAACGAGGUAAGAGCGAGUGAAACAUGUUUCAAGACCUAAAAUCAAAGGUGUACAUAAUGUAUAUGUAUUGUGUGUAUAUUUCUUUAUUAAUUAAAGCGCCAAAGGACGCGCUAUUACGUAACACUGCAACCGUUAAUACCAAUGAUUAAAUCGAUAAUUCUUGUAUAAUCCCAUAAUGCUUUGUAAUUUAGAAAUAAUAGGCAUGUAAUAAUUAACGUAAAACUUUGAUGAUUACCGUAGUAUUUGACAUAACUGUAAAUUAAUUGUAUAUUAUAGCUAUCGAGCUUUGUUAAUGAAGCUCGUUACGAAAGACGAAAAGUGAAAUAGACAUUUUGUGAAUGCAUUAAGAUCUAAGCGUUUGUUUAUGUUGUGAGAGAAACAAUAAUAUCUUCAAAUUUUAUCGACACAUUCUCACGAAAAUCAUUGAGAUUAUCACGGAUUUGGUGAUGGUGGAUCAGCUGAUCCGAAAUCUUGGUCUGUAUGCACUGCCGGUUGUGGCCUACCUCGAAAGGGCCUUUCUCUUCAUCAAACAAACGAACUUCCGAAAUCCGUGAUCAUCUCGACGACAUGUGAGAGACAAAACAAUAAGUUAAACAGAUGAGAAAAAACGAACAACAACAGACCGUAUUGUUUACACACAUUGUGCCACACGUAGGUGUCAUCGAGGAUCAAUACACGGUAUGUAACCCAGUCACUGCUCCAUUCUUUUGUGCAUUUGUGAUAACGGUAGGUGGGUGAAGAAAGCAUUCCACAAAUGCAAACUGUUCAAGCCUGGAUGGGUAAGUGUUGAAGGGCUGUGGAUGAGUGCCUCGCCGGUUCUGAGCCCCAUGACGGCCAGGCCCUCACAAUAAUCUCUUUCACACACUCCCAUCGUGGUUGAGUCCUCCACACACAACAACUUUUACGCUUAACAUCUCACUCCAACGGGUGAAAAAUCGAUAAUAGAUGUAGAACAGUAAUGGACCGUGUAUCACUGUCCCAUCCUUCUUUUCAUUUACCUUUUGUGGAAUAAAAAUGCUUAUAAUCGUAUUAUGCUGUUUCAAUGAUAUUGGCAUACACGUCCAAUGUGCAGAAGUGAUUACUAGUUUGAUCAGUUUCUUGUUGUUUUCCUUCGCUGGUCGAAGUGUCUCAAUUUAUAUUUCCUUACAUUUUUUCAUUUAUCAUUGGUCGGAGGAUUCCAUUAAUGUAGACAUUGUCAUGCAGAAUGAUUCAUUUGGGAAAUGUCAAUUGAAUCGAUCAACAAUUGUUAUCGACUCUGUUGUAAAUAUCCGUAGACUUGUAGUGGAAUGAUGUGCAAGUUGUUAUAUUAAAGGUAUCAAGUUGUUUAGACUUAUUAUAUGCUGUAGGGGGUGUAGAGUUAUCAGAUUUAUUGAUUAGAGCUCGUAGUUGUAGGCAGUUUGUAACUCGCGACAGCGGCGAAGCACCAUGAUGAGCCUAUAGGUAAUGGGUAUAAUGUCAUUUUGUUAUGAUUUAUGGUUAUUGGAGGAAACUAGCGUGGGUGAUUAUUGAGAGAGAUGGGACGUUAAGGGCUAUCAUUUUUUAUCUCCAACUCUACCUCAUUAAUCGAAAAAAAAACGGUAUAAAGUAUGUAGCCCUGUUAUCUUUUUCAUUCAAUUGAAAUUGAAAAUGAAAAAUGGGAGAAAUUUUAGUUUAUAUGAAAAAUGUAUAGGAGAGAACAAAUGUUUUGUUUCCAAUUCGAUAGUUAUUGGUUAACAUAAGAGACAGAAACUAUGAAAAUAUAUGUGUACGCAUAUGUAAGACUGGUGAUGUUAAUUCGCUACUAUCUGGCCUAAAUCAUUCAAAUUUACAACGCUUCCACGCUUCACUCUGCGUAGCCGUGUCACCAUGAUAAUUAAUACAGUGAGAGUAUGUACAGUAUUCAAACGUAUAUAGAUUGAUGAGAAGAUUAAAUCAAAGAGAAAAAAUAAUAAUUAAUCAAUCAAGUCGAUAAAUGAAAUGGAGAAUGACUAUGAGAAAUGUCUAUGUAUCUAGAAAUAUGUGUAAAUAAUUGAGAACAGAAUACUCAGAUGCAUGAGACAAUGUUUUGUGCGUGCUUUGCCCGACAAUCUCAUGAGACGCAUAUAAAAAUAGAGCAAUUAUUAAUAAUAAAUACAACCAUUUCAUGUGAUCGGGAGUACUCUGGGAUACUUGUAUGAUUUUUUUCCGUGCUAAAGAUGGAUAAUAAGCCAGGUUCAAAGUAGUAUAAGCUCCAAUAUUAUUCAUAUUUAUUAAUGAAGUAGUCAUUGUUUUUCAUUUGUAAUGCAUCGCAGGAUUAAACUGUUAUAUACUUAGAGAAUUCGGAAAUGUACGUGAAGAGGAAACAAUAAAGUAAUAUGUGAUGGAGAAAAAUGGAAA
Diachasma alloeum is the source of this 5437-nucleotide messenger RNA. It is a transcript of the gene mAChR-B, whose product is annotated as muscarinic acetylcholine receptor M2. Gene Ontology annotation, biological process: adenylate cyclase-activating adrenergic receptor signaling pathway; chemical synaptic transmission; G protein-coupled receptor signaling pathway, coupled to cyclic nucleotide second messenger. The coding region runs from base 55 to 2832 and encodes 925 amino acids. Gene Ontology annotation, molecular function: G protein-coupled acetylcholine receptor activity; G protein-coupled serotonin receptor activity. Lineage: Eukaryota; Metazoa; Arthropoda; Insecta; Hymenoptera; Braconidae. Gene Ontology annotation, cellular component: dendrite; membrane; synapse. The record is from RefSeq and is a predicted model, not a curated record. The transcript has 4 exons.